Adelges cooleyi (spruce gall adelgid) is the source of this 1579-nucleotide messenger RNA. RefSeq names its product leucine-rich repeat and death domain-containing protein 1-like. Bases 45 to 1127 code for a protein of 360 amino acids. The transcript is spliced from 5 exons. The record is from RefSeq and is a predicted model, not a curated record. Gene Ontology annotation, molecular function: protein binding. Lineage: Eukaryota; Metazoa; Arthropoda; Insecta; Hemiptera; Adelgidae.
UAAUUUUCUUCAUUUAAUGUGAAUUGCACUUUCAACGUUUAACAAUGGCAACUUCUGAUAUUGGAAAUAUCUUUCAUUGGAAUGAUAGAAACUUGGAUAAAUUUCCAGAAGAUCUAAAACUAUACAAGAAUAAAAUAAUUCAACUUUACAUCAAAAACAACACUAUAGAAACACUACCAAGAUGGAUAAAUUGUAUGAAUAAACUUUCACACAUCUACCUGGACAAUAACAAACUAUCUAGCUUUCCUGACGAGUUUUGUCAAUUAACAAAUUUAGAAGUUCUAUGUGCACCUUAUAAUAUGAUCACAUCAAUCCCAUCAAAGUUAUCCGAUCUUCUGCGAUUGACUCAACUUGACUUGUCACACAAUUAUAUUAAAAUUGUUCCACCAGAAAUUAUGAACAUGCGGUCAUUGUGGUUGUUGAAUUUAUCACAUAAUGCAAUUGAAACACUACCAGAAAUAAACAACCCAGAAGAAUUAUAUUUUGGUGAAAUAUUAUUAGACAAUAAUAAAUUAAUAUGUGUACCUGAUAAUUUAGCCCGUUUGAAAAACAUUGAAUACUUAUCGUUAAAUCACAAUAAACUUUUGUACGUACCAGCUGUUGUGUUUAGAAACGAAGCUAAAAUCAAAUUGGACCAUAACCCUUUUUUGAACUAUAUGGUUAUAAACAUUAAUGCAAAUUAUUGUGGUACAGAAAAAUUUCUAGAAGCGCAAUUAUUGUCAAAUGUGAUAUUAAUAUGUGCAGGCCGUAACUUGGUUGUAUCACCAAAAAUUAAAAAUGUUAUUAAUUCUCAAAAUUAUGCAUACUAUCCUUCAUUGUGUGAAUUUGCACUUCGAUCGUUGUACGUUUGGAAGACUCCUUUUUCAAAAAAUGAUACUCCAAAUUCAUUGUACAUCCAACUUAAAUCUGGCCCUGCAGCUACGUGUAUGCAAUGCUUAAGACCAAUGUUCACUUACAGUUAUAUUUGCUUAAUUUUUAAUGAAGCAAAAACUCAUCUAAAUGCCCAAUAUUUCUGCUCAAAAGCUUGUCACAGUAUAUCUAAUCAACUAUUUGAAAAACGCUAUAAAAUAAUUUUACAAGAAUUGCAUUUUUCAAUCAAGCCAUUUGGAAAUGUAUCAAAUUUAUAAACCUAGAUCGAGUUUGAUUUAUGUAUUUUCUGUUAUAUUAAUUUAUAUUGUUUUAUCAAUUAACGUCUCAUAUAAUCAUUUUUUUUUACGAAACAUAAUUGUUAAUACAACAUAAUAGUGUUACAGUUUAAUACAUCAUAAACAUUUGUGUACAUUUGAAUACAACUACUAUUUUUAUGUGAUUAUGUAAUAAUAGAUAUUUCAUUCAACAUUUUCAAGAAAACUGCAUUUUUUUGUCCAACAAUUAGUAAAUACAAAAAAUAAUAAUUCAUUUUUUUAUGUACUAUGCAUUCUACAAGUAUUAAAUACUUUUAAGGGGAACGGAAAGCGCUAUUUGUUAAGAGGCAAAGGAUAGGCAAUAUUUUACAAAAAUUGAACUAAUAGCCAUUUUCAUAAGUCUACUAUUUUCAAGGCGAACACAUUACGAUUACAAUUACCUAUACUACUUUUAA